Penicillium oxalicum is the source of this 816-nucleotide messenger RNA. Its product is annotated as DUF1769 domain-containing protein. The transcript is spliced from 3 exons. NCBI's taxonomy places the organism in Eukaryota, Fungi, Ascomycota, Eurotiomycetes, Eurotiales, Aspergillaceae. The record is from RefSeq and is a predicted model, not a curated record. Bases 1 to 816 code for a protein of 271 amino acids.
AUGUCCCAAACAUCUGCGGCGCCUGCGUACCGCCUCGCGGUGACUGCGGGGCUAGACUAUGACCACUCAACGCAUCAACCAGUCGAGGUCAAUGGGAAGACGCUGCGGUUAGAAGAUGAUCGAUACCCCGAUUCUUCACCCAAGACAAGUCCUUACUUUGAGCAUCCGCUUCACAAGAACGACCAAUACUCGAUUUGCUUCACGUUCACGCCAAAGCGAGAUAUCAAUGGGAAUGACCUCGUUUUCGGAAAUGACUUUGACAAACCCCUUCGUCACCGUCUCCCGCCGGGCUUCAAUGCAGCUCUUCGUGUGGUGAAAUGGACGAUCGACUCAUCGCUCGACGGAGAUGCGUACGCCGAUAAGCCUUAUCUUUACAGCCCUGCGCUAGCAUCAUGGAAUCAAUUCCGCAUCGGCGAGAAAGACCAGAAGCGAGACUCCCUGAUGGCCAGUGACCUCGUGGUAGAGGAGGGCGCUGAUGGCCAAGGGAUGGAGGAGCGCGCCAAGCUCGAGAUCCCAAGCACCGCAGCGGCCCGUCAGAAGUUCUUCCGCACAGAGACGAAUCGUGAAGCGUUUGUGUUCGAAAGUGGCCGAACAUACCUGGCGGAUUUUGGUAAUCAAUAUCUGUCUUUUAGUGAAACUGCCAUCCGGCUUCCCGGAAUGCAUAUUCCUGUUUCGGGAAUGGUUGAUGAGGACAACCACGAGCUACGAUACGUGCUCAAGGACACAAAGACCGGGCAGGUCUAUUUGGUGGUUUCGUACACGCUCAUCAAACAGGAUUCCGAGGACUCUGCGUCUGAGGAGUCGAAGCAAAGCUGA